This is a messenger RNA of Juglans microcarpa x Juglans regia, 1405 nucleotides long. Its product is annotated as amino acid transporter ANT1. Bases 52 to 1320 code for a protein of 422 amino acids. Gene Ontology annotation, molecular function: amino acid transmembrane transporter activity. The transcript is spliced from 3 exons. NCBI's taxonomy places the organism in Eukaryota, Viridiplantae, Streptophyta, Magnoliopsida, Fagales, Juglandaceae. The record is from RefSeq and is a predicted model, not a curated record. Gene Ontology annotation, cellular component: vacuolar membrane. Gene Ontology annotation, biological process: amino acid transmembrane transport.
GCUAUAGGGCACGGGUUCAGCGUGGAAAACUCACUGGGUUGAGCUUCCACGAUGGAGCAACAAAGAAAACGUGCUUCAGUUCCUUUGCUUGAAUCUACUUCUUCGAUAGGAACAGCUUCAACGGCUCAAACAGUAGGAAACAUAAUAGUCUCCGUUGUUGGGACGGGUGUGUUGGGGCUUCCUUUCGCUUUCAGAAGUGCCGGUUGGCUUGCCGGUUCGAUUGUCGUUCUCCUGGCUGGGCUCUCCAGCUGCUACUGCAUGCUCCUCCUUGUUCAAUGCAGGCGAAAGUUGGCAUCAGAAGAAGAAUCAAUAGAGAUGAAAGCCUACGGCGACUUGGGUUAUAAAUGCAUGGGAAGAACCGGCGGUUAUCUAACAGAAUUUCUUAUUUUGAUUACCCAAGUUGGAGGUUCAGUGGCAUAUCUAGUAUUUAUAGGACAAAACCUUUCAUCGAUAUUCAAAGGCCAAGGUCUCACCUUGGGGUCUUCCAUAUUUUUGUUGGUACCAAUUGAAGUUGGCUUGUCAUGGAUAGGCAGUCUCUCAGCUCUAGCACCUUUUAGUAUCUUUGCCGAUUGUUGUAAUGUGUUAGCUAUGGCAAUUGUGGUGAAGGAUGACAUACAACAACUUGUAGGAAGUGAAUUUUCGUUUAGGGAUAGGGCGGCAAUCACAUCCAACAUAGGAGGACUAUCGUACGCAGGAGGGAUGGCGGUGUUCUGCUUUGGCGGGUUUGGUAUGACACUCGCAUUGGAAUCCUCAAUGAAAGACAAAUCCACAUUCCCAAAAUUGCUGGCCAAGACUUUCACGGGAAUAACCCUCAUGUACGUUUUGUUUGGAUUCUCUGGUUACAUGGCCUAUGGUGAUCAAACAAAAGAUAUCGUGAUUCUUAAUCUGCCCCAUGAUUGGUGGGCAGUAGCAGUUCAGGUUGGCCUGUGCUUGGGGCUAAUCUUCACGUUCCCAAUCAUGAUACACCCAAUAAGAGAGAUUGUGGAAGGAAAUUUAGACAAAAGCAAAUGGUUUCAGAAGCUCCUCUGCAACAGUGAUUAUUCAACCAGAAUAAGGAAGUUUGCAAUGUAUAUGAGUCGUGCAAUCUUGGUGAUCAGCUUGGCGUUCUUGGCCUCGUACGUGCCCGGGUUUGGUAUUUUUGCCUCACUUGUGGGAAGUACUCUAUGUGCACUGAUCUCAUUUGUUUUGCCAGCCACAUUUCACCUGAUAUUAUUUGGUGGUUCUCUCCAUUUCUGGCAAAGAGCCUUGGAUUUUUUCAUUUUGUCAUGUGGAUUGCUUUUUGCUGCUUAUGGUACUUACAACACUGUAGUUGGGAUUUGAACUUUGAAGGGUAUUUGGACCCAUAUGUAUGAGACUGGAUGGUGGCCCUGAUUUUGAAACAGAAUAAUAAAAAUCUUCAUAUAAA